AUGUUCGGCCUUCCAGCGACCACACCACAAUACCCGUAUCGAGGAGUAGAGCAAUGCUCUUGGGUUCUAGACCAGGAGCUUCUGCGGCUCGAGGGCGAGAGGGGAGGUAACCCCCAUGUGAUCAUUUCCGGGGUGGACGAGCGUUCCUUCCUCGAGGGCUUUGUGAACUCCGGAGAAGAACUCCUCACGAAAUCGUGGGUCACUUACGACUUUCAUCGUUGCAUCGUUCUACUCGAAAUGGAAUCCGAGGUUCAUGCUGCAGCCACUGCUUCUGGCACUACACUUAUUCAAAACUGGGCCCUCGGGAUGACCAGCACCCUCACUCCUAUGACAGCCGCGAAUAUCCGAGGCCGGACGCGAAGCAAAAAAGCGGACGCCAGCUGGAAACCCGCAGAGAUACCAAGUGCGAGGGACACCAAGUGGCCUACGAUGGUGCUGGAAGUCAAGUGGUCGGAACCACGAAGCAAGUUAACGCAGGAUAUGCUCUUUUGGCUGCACGAGUCAAACGGCGAUGUUAAAGUCGCGUUGACCCUCAGCGUCCAUCGUCGAGGCAAAAUCACAAUAGAAAAAUGGGUCUUACGUCAAGGGCAAUCAAGCGGCCCUGAUCCGCACCCCGUCGAAACGGUCGAGAUCUCACGACCAUCCAACCGGCAAGAUCCUCCAAAGAUUACCGGCACACUCACCAUUCCAUUUAAGGAUGUAUUCCUCCGCGUGGAACGAGCAGGAGAAACUGACUUGACCUUGCCGACACCCGUAUUCGAGCAGAUGGCGAGGGAAAUCUGGGCGGUGCUCGAUGAUUGA
Penicillium canariense is the source of this 801-nucleotide messenger RNA. RefSeq lists its product as uncharacterized. NCBI's taxonomy places the organism in Eukaryota, Fungi, Ascomycota, Eurotiomycetes, Eurotiales, Aspergillaceae. The record is from RefSeq and is a predicted model, not a curated record. The transcript has a single exon. The coding region runs from base 1 to 801 and encodes 266 amino acids.